Molecule: messenger RNA, 834 nt
Organism: Entamoeba dispar SAW760
Lineage: Eukaryota; Evosea; Mastigamoebida; Endamoebidae
Exons: 1
Coding region: 1-834 (277 amino acids)
Source: RefSeq, a predicted model, not a curated record
AUGACAGAAGCAAAAGAGGUGAAUAUCCAAAUUAUGAAUGUGAUAGAUGCCCCUACAGAACAACAAAGUCUCAAUGAAAAUAACCAAAUAACAGCAAAUCACCAUCCAGAGAAUGUGAUGCUUUUAGGAGAAAACCAAGUUGAAGAACACCAAAUGGAACCACCACAACCAGAUGAACAACGCCAUUCAGAAGAACAUCCACUAGAAGAACACCACGAAGAAGAAGAUGAUAAAUUGGAUUUAUUAACUUCAGGAUCUCUUUUUGAUGAUCCAAAAACAGCAGGAUUUAGAAAGACAAGAAAUUAUCAAACAGAACAACAGUCAGUUUUUAUUGCACUAUUAAGUAUGGUUUAUACUAUUGUGAUUGAUCACCCAAGAAAAAGAAGUAAAAUUACAUUACCAUUCUUUAAUGUAAUUCGUAUUUCUACUGAAAAAGAAGUUGUUGAAAUUAAAGAAAUUAUGUCAACCAAAUUACAACAACUUCAUGAUGAAGAUAUUGCCCAUGGAUGUAGUGAAAAAACAGCAACAAGAAGACAAGAAGUAUAUAGAGUGUCAGAACAACUUCAUAUUUUAAUGAAUUUAUUAAGAGAUGUUGGAUUUGAAAUUGAAUCAAAAAAAACAACGGGAAAUAAAGGAAAUCAAAAAGAAACUGCUAGAAAAAUUAAAUAUAACAAUUUUACAUUUGACAAAGAAUUUAUUGAAGAGAGAGGUAAUUUAAUUAAUGAGUUAUUAAUAAAAAGACUUGAAUCAAUUCCAAAAUCAAGUGAUUUAUCAAUUGAAUGUGGAGAUUCAGAAAUAGCAAAUAUAUUGAAAAUGGGAAGUCUUAAAAAUUAA